Molecule: messenger RNA, 1359 nt
Organism: Menidia menidia (Atlantic silverside)
Lineage: Eukaryota; Metazoa; Chordata; Actinopteri; Atheriniformes; Atherinopsidae
Source: the annotation of a GenBank genome assembly
ACCUGUCCGAGAGACACCUGGCAAACGGGACGGAUAGUGCGCGCAUGCUCUGUUGACAGGUUGUAAUCUGUUAAAACACAUGGGAGCGAAAUCUCCACAGUAGUUCGGACCGAAUCUUUGAGAGACCGUGGCCGCGCGCAGGACCGUGACUCUUUUCUCCCAGCAGCUGAUUUGAAACCAGUCAUUUUUCGUUUCACGCUUUCAAAGAUGCCCCGCUCUUUCUUGGUAAAGAGUAAGAAGGCGCACAGCUACCACCAACCCCGAAGUUUUGAGGAUGAUUGCAGCAAGCUGGACACGAUCCUGGCCCACAUAUGCUCAGAGGAGGAUAAGCGCGCAGAGGAGGAGAGCGGCGGGUUGGGGGACGGGUUCGGCCUCUCGCCGGACUCCCCUCCGAGCGACACGGCCGACUUCUCUCCGACAUCUCCGCUCAGCUACGCCGACAGUUUGUACGGUUGCUCCCCGAACUAUGACAGCUUUUGGAGGCCUCCUUCCCCCUCUUCGUCUCCGGUUGACUCGGAGAAAUCCAUCUCUCCUUUGGUGGAAGAGACCCAGCCCUUUACUAUUCCCUUCCGACCAUAUGCCUGGAGCAGCUACCCAGGGCCAAGGAUAAGGCCGCUUGUCCAGCAGACCCUUACCCCGAACCUGGACAGAUGCCCGGCGUCCAUGGCCCUAUAUGGAGACAGGAGCACCUAUCCAGCUCUGUUUACAGACCAGGCUCUGGGAGAGGAAAGUUAUGGUGGCUAUAGGAGGAACUCUGCUCCUCUACUGUUUCCUGAGACUGGCCUGCAUGGAAAACCUCAUGAUGGGAAGGCCCAGUCUGACCUGAUCUGCCCUGGUCUGCUGAACGGAGCUUACAAAUGUGUCAAGUGCAGUAAGGUCUUUUCCACUCCGCAUGGUCUGGAGGUCCACGUCCGCAGAUCGCACAGCGGUACCAGGCCUUUUGCGUGCGAAAUAUGCGGAAAAACCUUCGGACACGCAGUAAGCUUGGAUCAACACAAAGCUGUGCACUCCCAGGAGAGGAGUUUUGACUGCAAAAUAUGCGGUAAAAGUUUCAAGCGUUCGUCCACGCUGUCCACUCACCUCCUAAUUCACUCCGACACGCGGCCGUACCCUUGCCAGUUCUGCGGGAAAAGGUUCCAUCAGAAGUCAGACAUGAAAAAACAUACCUUCAUCCACACAGGAGAGAAGCCGCACAAAUGUCAGGUAUGUGGGAAAGCGUUCAGCCAGAGCUCCAACCUCAUCACUCACAGCCGGAAGCACACGGGAUACAAACCUUUCGGUUGCGACCUGUGCGGCAAAGGUUUCCAAAGAAAAGUGGACCUGAGAAGACAUAAAGAAACGCAGCAUGGACUGAAAUGA